AUGGCGCCGCUGUCUUCAGCCCCAUCCUCCCGGCCGGACCCGUCGGCGUCGGCGUCGGCGCGCCCGGCCGAUCCGGCCGAGGUCCCGGCCACCACGAUCCUGCGUGCCACCGCCAGCACGCCGGAGCUCCAGUCAAUUCACUCGCAACUGCGUGUUCUGGAGCAGACCAGCGUCGCCCUCCGACGGACCGAGAGCAAGCUCCUGAAGGACACCGAGUCCUGCCGCGGCGAGGUCGUCGCUCAGAUCAAGCGCGUCAAGACCUUGCAGUCGCUCAUGCUCGAGCAGGGCGCCUCCAAGCAGGAGCUCGAAGAGAUCGAUGAGCUGUCCAAGCGCCUCGACAACCUGGACUCCCGAUUCCCCCGGCCCUCGCGGGCCAUGCUUCGCCUGUCCCUCGGGUCGGCGAAUGUGGCCAUGGCCUUCAAGGACCGCUUCCGCUACAAGGCCGAGUAUGAGACCUUCAAGUUCCGCUUCACCAUCAUCCAGCUUGCCCUCGCCGCCGCGGUCCUCUUCCUCAUCACCGGCUCCGGCAACAUGUACACCACCUUGCGCAUCUAUCAUGGGAAGCUCGUCCGGAGCCGCAACCUCCGGGAGGCCGUUCGCCGGGCCACCGAGAAGGAGCGCCAGCGCCAGAACCUCCUGAAGCACCAGCCCGCCUGCGGGACGGCCGCCGCCCCGGGGCCGGCCGCCCCCCCCGUCGUCGUCCCGGACGCGGCGCCAGCACCGGCUGAGCCACACCCGGAGCCGGUGUCGCAGCCCCCCCCGGAGCCCGCCCCGGCGGUGUCGCGGCCGCGCGUCGUCUUCAGCAAUGACGACCCGGAUGUCGAGCCGGGCGCCGAGCCUCCGGGCACCGGCGACCUGGAGCACUCGGUCGACGAGGAGACCGACACCGUGGUCAUCUCCUCCUCGGCGCGCAUCCCCUCCGAGCAGGCGGACAUCCGCAUGGUCAAUGCCAGCUGA
Fonticula alba is the source of this 957-nucleotide messenger RNA. RefSeq lists its product as hypothetical. Gene Ontology annotation, cellular component: membrane. The record is from RefSeq and is a predicted model, not a curated record. The transcript is spliced from 5 exons. Lineage: Eukaryota; Rotosphaerida; Fonticulaceae. Bases 1 to 957 code for a protein of 318 amino acids.